This is a messenger RNA of Capsicum annuum, 441 nucleotides long. Its product is annotated as probable indole-3-pyruvate monooxygenase YUCCA10. The transcript is spliced from 3 exons. The record is from RefSeq and is a predicted model, not a curated record. The annotation marks the transcript as partial. Lineage: Eukaryota; Viridiplantae; Streptophyta; Magnoliopsida; Solanales; Solanaceae. Gene Ontology annotation, molecular function: NADP binding; N,N-dimethylaniline monooxygenase activity; flavin adenine dinucleotide binding.
GUUCAUGUUCUAACAAGGGAGAUGGUGCAUAUGGGAAUGGUGAUGCUUAAAUAUCUACCAAUGUCUUUGGUUGAUAAUGUGAUUGUGAAUUAUGCAAAGAUGAAAUUUGGAAAUUUGGCAAAAUUUGGAAUACCACAACCACAAGAAGGCCCAUUUUAUGUUAAGGUCUCAAAAGGUUCCUCCCCAGUAAUUGAUGUUGGUGCCAUUGACAAGAUUAAAAUUGGAGAGAUUAAGGUACUUCCUGGAAUAUCAGAAAUAAAGGAACAUACGGUAGUGUUUGCCAAUGGAGAAGAACAUCAAUUUGAUGCAAUUUUUUUUGCUACUGGUUACAAGAAUGUUGCUACAAAAUGGCUAAAGGAUUAUAGCUCUAUAUUUCAUGAUGAUGGAACAUUGAUAAAUGAAUUUCCAAAUCAUUAUAAAGGAGAGAAUGGUCUUUACUGU